GGUACAUAGUACAUAAUUAAAGGACAUAAAGUGAUAUUUAAUUUGCAUAAUUAAUGCCUGUUUAGUCUUCAGGUAACAUUCUUCAGGGGCAUUUGUACUCUUGCUUUACAUAACCUAAAACAUGGUUCGUUUUAAGAAUAGGUAUAUAACAUUUGAAAUAACUCUUGGUGAUAAAUCUGAUAAGCCUUUCCCCCUGAAAGUUACAACUUUACAUAAUGCUAUUCAACAAAAAGUUCAACAAUUAUAUGGCGAUUUUGGCACUGCGGCAAUAAAAGCCGGUUUUAAUGCAAAAUAUUGUAAUGCACGCACAAAGAUUGCAUUGGUGAAAACCAGACAUGGUCCACAUAAAUUUUUAUUGAAAUCAAUUCCAGUCAUAAACGAUAUUGCAGGACGUUUAGUAUCGAUAAAAAUACUAUAUGUCGGCGCGACAUUAAGGCAUUGUUUCCUUUUUAUCAAAAAAUAUCAACAACAAAAAUUAGAACAAAUAUGGUAUACUUUAAAAACCGAUAUGGAACGAAAAAAGAUGGAAGAGACUUUAAUGACAUUGACUCCAGCCAUGAAAGAUUACACAUGAUAAAUUAUAAUCAAAACAUUCUGUAUUUGUAAAUAUAUAAAUAUUAGAAAUUUAAUAAAA
This is a messenger RNA of Osmia lignaria (orchard mason bee), 634 nucleotides long. It is a transcript of the gene Pop5, whose product is annotated as POP5 ribonuclease P/MRP subunit. The record is from RefSeq and is a predicted model, not a curated record. Gene Ontology annotation, biological process: tRNA 5'-leader removal. Gene Ontology annotation, cellular component: ribonuclease P complex. NCBI's taxonomy places the organism in Eukaryota, Metazoa, Arthropoda, Insecta, Hymenoptera, Megachilidae. Gene Ontology annotation, molecular function: ribonuclease P RNA binding.